Molecule: messenger RNA, 1585 nt
Organism: Trematosphaeria pertusa
Lineage: Eukaryota; Fungi; Ascomycota; Dothideomycetes; Pleosporales; Trematosphaeriaceae
Product: glycoside hydrolase family 28 protein
Exons: 2
Coding region: 221-1513 (430 amino acids)
Biological process (GO): carbohydrate metabolic process
Molecular function (GO): polygalacturonase activity
Source: RefSeq, a predicted model, not a curated record
GUAUGCAGGCACCACCACCCGUCGAUCGCGGGGCUACAAGGUAGAAGGUAGACGAUGCGGAGAAGAGUGAAUCCGGCAAUCAGCGUGACGCCUCCAUGCUCGUGCGGUACCAUGGUCUCCGCCGGGGUGGGUUUAUUAUCCGGCUUGCUUUCAUAUACCCCCCUACGCUUCUAUGCCUUUAUCGUUCCCCUACAGUCGAGCUUCCGCUGGUCUCUUCGCGAUGCUGUUCAACUCUCUUGUCUUCCGGCUAUGCCUGUUUCUACCAACGGUCCUGGCCAAUCCCUAUGUACCCAAGGAAUACCACAAUGGCCGGAAAACAUGUACCGUAUACGCGCUCGGCAGCAAGAAAGACGACGUACCAAACAUCCUCGAUGCGUUUUCGGAAUGCGGAAAUGGCGGUACCAUUGUCUUCCCCCGAGGACAAGAGUACUGGGUUGCGCAGCGCCUUAAUCCUGUCGUCCAUGACGUGAAGAUAGAUUGGCGUGGGCAAUGGACCUUCUCGGAUGACCUGGCUUACUGGCGGAACAAUUCAUACACGAUCUACUUCCAAAACCAUCGCGCGGGUUUCGUUCUUUCUGGCUCGCACAUCCGCAUCAAUGGCCAUACCACCGACUACACCCACAUCAACGGAAACGGCGAUGUGUGGUACACCGCUGAAGCUGGUAACACCCAGCCUGGACGCCCAAUGCCCUUCGUCUUCUGGAAUGUAUCCGACGUCAGCGUUUCUGACUUCCAUAUCAAAGAUCCCCAGCUCUGGUCUAUCAAUAUCAUGAACGGUACCAACAUGAUGUUCAAAAAUAUGAAAGCCAAUGCGACCGCCACGCAAGCCCCAUAUGGCUCCAACUGGGUCCAGAAUACUGACGGUUUCGACACCAUGGAUGCACGGAACGUAACCCUAGACGGAUUGUGGUACCAGGGUGGCGAUGACUGCAUCGCUGUUAAACCUCGCUCAUAUAGCAUCACCGUGCGCAACAUUUACUGCCACGGAGGCAAUGGCAUCGCCAUCGGGUCUCUCGGCCAAUAUCUCGAAGACUCUUCUGUUGAGAAUGUGGUGAUUGAUAACGUUGACGUUGUCCGCUACAACGAGGAUAUGCACAAUUGCGCCUAUAUCAAAACCUGGAUGGGCCACCUCGUACCGCAGUCGUCAUAUGAGAGUGCCGGACAGCCCCGCGGCGGUGGAUGGGGCAACGUAACCAACGUCACCUUCAGCAACUUCCGUGUGCAAGGCGCCGAUGGCGUCCCAUCCAUCAACCAGGAUAACGGCAACAACGGAAGCUACUCCGGAACGAGCAAGAUGCAGGUUAACGACAUACGAUUCGUGAAUUUUACAGGAUAUCUGAACGGGAAGACGUCGAAGGGGAGUGUGAGUUGCAGCACCGUGCACCCGUGCUAUGAUAUCUACUUUGAGAACAUCGACUUGAAGAGCGCAACCAAUGGGACAGAGAAUAUGAAUGGAGCUUGUAAGUAUAUUGCACAGGGAGGUGUGCAUGGACUUGCGGGGAGCGGAUGCUAGAAAGGCGAGUGGUAAUAGAACACGGACGAUAUCUGCCCAAGAAUAAUGGUGGCAACCAAGAAGAGAAGCCCG